This is a messenger RNA of Strongylocentrotus purpuratus (purple sea urchin), 2355 nucleotides long. It is a transcript of the gene cdkal1, whose product is annotated as threonylcarbamoyladenosine tRNA methylthiotransferase. Gene Ontology annotation, molecular function: 4 iron, 4 sulfur cluster binding; tRNA (N(6)-L-threonylcarbamoyladenosine(37)-C(2))-methylthiotransferase activity. The coding region runs from base 109 to 1779 and encodes 556 amino acids. The transcript is spliced from 13 exons. Gene Ontology annotation, cellular component: endoplasmic reticulum. Gene Ontology annotation, biological process: tRNA methylthiolation. Lineage: Eukaryota; Metazoa; Echinodermata; Echinoidea; Camarodonta; Strongylocentrotidae. The record is from RefSeq and is a predicted model, not a curated record.
UUGGAACUACAUUUACAACACAACAACACACGGUAUCGAAAUAAGACUACACAAAGACCGUCCAGCUACAGCCCACAGCAGCCAAGUUUUUCACGUUUCAGAAUCAAGAUGCCAUCUGCUAGUGAGAUUGGAAUUGAUGACAUUGAAGACAUCAUAUCAGCUGGGGAUGUCACACCGAAGGAACGCUAUGCUAACAAACAAGAUGUGAUGCCCAAAGUUUUAAAUCGGAAGAAGGACAGAAGAAAAAACGGGGAAGACAUUAAAGCAGACAGCAUUAUCCCAGGGACUCAGAAAGUCUUUGUGAAGACAUGGGGAUGCUCUCAUAAUAAUUCUGAUGGAGAGUACAUGGCAGGUCAGCUAGCAAGCUAUGGGUAUUCUAUUACUGACGAUUCAAGCGGGGCAGACGUCUGGCUGCUCAACAGCUGUACGGUCAAGAACCCGGCCGAGGAUCACUUCAGGAAUGAGAUCCAGAAGGCCCAGCAGCAGGGCAAGGCACUGGUCCUAGCUGGUUGCGUACCCCAGGGCCAGCCCAAGGCCAAGUACAUGCAAGGCGUCAGUGUCAUCGGGGUGCAGCAGAUAGACAGGGUGGUGGAAGUUGUGGAGGAGACUGUAAAAGGGAAUACAGUGAGAUUAUUUGGACAGAAGAAGCAGGGAGGAAAGAAGAUUGGUGGAGCUAGUUUAGACCUGCCUAAGAUUAGGAGAAACCCGCUUGUGGAAAUCCUUGCAAUCAAUACAGGCUGCCUAAACCAGUGCACCUAUUGCAAGACGAAACAUGCACGGGGAGAACUUGGUAGUUAUCCACCAGAAGAACUUGUUGCCAGAGCGAAACAGUCUUUUGAUGAGGGCGUAUGUGAGAUUUGGCUGACCAGUGAAGACACAGGGGCAUAUGGUAUCGAUAUUGGAGUGACCAUUGUGGAACUCUUAGACCAGCUGGUAGAGGUCAUCCCUGAGGGAUGCAUGAUGAGAAUAGGCAUGACCAAUCCGCCUUACAUCCUUGACCAUUUAGAGGGCAUUGCCAGGAUACUGCGUCACCCUAGGGUUUACUCCUUCCUUCACAUUCCAAUCCAAUCGGGUUCAGAUUCAGUUCUUAUGGACAUGAAGAGAGAGUACUGUACUGCUGACUUCAGGAAAAUUGUAGAGUUCCUCAGAAAAGAAGUGCCUCGUGUUACCAUAGCAACAGACAUUAUAUGCGGAUUUCCACAUGAGAGUGAAAAGGACUUUGAGGAAACUCUGAGUUUGAUAGAGGAGUUCAAAUUCCCCAGUGUCUUCAUCAAUCAGUACUUCCCUCGUCCAGGUACACCAGCAGCCAAGUGGCCUCAAGUCCCAGCGCAAGAGAAAAAGCGUCGGACCAAAGCUCUGACGGUACUGUUCAAGAGCUACCAGACAUACGAUGACAAGGUGGGCGAGAGGUUUGAUGUUCUUGUCACAGAGGUGUCACAUGACAAGCAGUAUCUAGUAGCUCAUAACAAGUUUUAUGACCAGGUGCUGGUGCCUCAUAACAAGGAGUAUCUGGGUAGGAUAUUGAAAGUAGAGAUAGAUUCGGUUGGAAAGCAUUUCUUGAUGGGUAGAGUUCUGGAUGUCGGGCCUGCUCGAAGUAUCCCUGUACAGAACCAACAAGCAGGAUCAAUACACAGAGCUUCAGCGAAGAAGCUGUCUUCCAGAGAAUCAUCAUCACCAAUCAAAGCACCUUUGCCCUGGGUAUCAAUCAUCAUGGCUGUUCUUAUUGCAGUUGCCUUCCUGGAUGUGUGCAGGAUAGCGUAUCAGCAUCUCACAAGAUAGCAUGCUUUAUGGACACGGACAUUAAUCAUCAUGGCUGUUCUUGUUUGAACCAUCUUCCUGGAUGCCAUGGCCAUUGAUAUUAUCAAUCAUCAUGUUGCUAUCGUCUAUCUGGAUAUGUGCAAGAUGACAACAACAACUUGUCUUCAGGUAGCAAGUGCAGUGGACAGUGAUCACUGCAUUUGUCUUCCUCAAUGUGUGCAUAUCAUAUAGCAUAUAGCAUAUCAACAUAUCUCAAGAUAGCAAAUGCCGAGAGGCCAAUGACUUAACAUGAAUUUUGACUUGCCCAACCAGACAAGACUGUGGUACUGGAUGUGCAGGCAAUGUUGAAAUGGUUGGUUUCUAAGUUGUGCUGGCUCGGAACAAAUGCCUGCAGAGAGGCAUAAUAUCUGCAUGCUCAUGGUGUAUAUGGUGUGAAUAGGUAACUGGUCAGAAGAGGUUCCUGGUCCGGUCUCCCACUCAGUGUUCUUUAGGGUAGGCGUAUGCAUGUUCCCUCCCUUUGAAAGCACCUCCCUAAGUCUGGUGUGUAAAGUCAAUACGGUUCGAUUUUUUGUGUAUUACGAGCUGGACUUUCUUGCA